UAACCUCUGUUGGUGUUGGAAGUUGGGUCCCCUUCUCUCUCUUCCUCCAACCCCUCUAGCCAGUAGCCAUGGAGCCAGGGGUCCCGGUUCCACCGCCAUCGCCACCCACCACCAUCCUCGGGAAGUACCAAUUGGGGCGUCUACUGGGACGUGGAAGCUUCGCCAAGGUGUACCAGGCACGGUCCAUGGCGGACGACACAGCCGUGGCCGUGAAGAUCAUCGACAAGUCCAAGACCGUCGAUGCUGCCAUGGAACCGCGGAUAAUCCGAGAGAUCAUGGCCAUGCGCCGCCUUCAGGACCACCCUAACAUCCUCAAGAUUCUCGAGCUCAUGGCCACCAAGACCAAGAUCUACCUCGUCGUCGAACUUGCCACGGGCGGAGAGCUCUUCUCCAAGAUCUCUCGCCGCGGCAAGCUUGCCGAGCCGUCGGCGCGACGGUACUUCCAGCAGCUGGUCUCGGCGCUGCAUUUUUGCCACCAAAACGGCGUAGCCCACCGCGACUUGAAGCCCCAGAACCUCCUCCUCGACAAAGACGGUAACCUGAAGGUCUCGGACUUCGGACUCUCGGCUCUCCCGGAGCAGCUCAAGAACGGGUUGCUCCACACGGCGUGUGGGACCCCUGCUUACACAGCCCCCGAGGUCGUCUGCCGGCGUGGAUACGAUGGUUCCAAAGCCGACGCUUGGUCUUGCGGGGUCAUCCUGUACGUGUUCCUUGCCGGUUACCUCCCAUUCGACGAUAGCAACCUCGUGUAUAUGUACAAGAAGAUUCACCGGCGAGACUAUCAUUUCCCAGCCUGGUUUUCCAAGCCGGCGCGACACGUGAUCUUUCAGCUCCUCGAUCCGAACCCAGACACGAGAAUGAGUAUGGAAGGCCUCAUGCAAAACGCAUGGUUCAAGAAGUCCUUACGAGAGAGAAACCAAAACCAGAUCAGUCUAUUCGAUUCAGCCAGUAACUGCAAAUGUGACAUGCUCACAAGCAUGAACGCUUUCGAUAUAAUAUCUUUGUCCUCGGGAUUGGACUUAUGGGGGCUGUUCGAAACGACGACACGUGGUGGGAAAGAGAAGAGGUUUACGUCGAAAGAAUCCGGGGAAGUGGUGAUAGAGAGAGUGAGGGAGGUGGGUGGGAGAUUAGGGUACAAAGUCCAGGAAGGGAAAGGUGGGUGUAGCGUAGGGUUGGGGAAAGGGAAGGUGGUUUUGUUCGUUGGGGUGUCGGCAAUCGCGCCGGAGCUGGUGUUGGCGGAGGUUAAGGUGAUCGAAGGUGGGGUGGAGUUUGAGGAGCUGAAUCAGUGGGGAGAUUUGGAGGCUGGGAUUCAAGACAUUGUUGUUUCUUGGCACAACGAUAACCGUAACGGUGGAGAUGGUUAAUGGAUUUGCAGCGAGUGGAUUUUAAUUUCAUGUGUUUGAGCUAUAUGAUGAUGAGGAGGAGGAGAAGGCGAACAUGGGUGCGAUCUAUCAUCUAUGUGCAUAUGACUAUUCAGUUAGAGUUCUAGGUGUUGGAAUUGGAAUGAUCAAGAGCUCAAGGUUUGUCUCUCGAAAGAAUUUGUACAUGAUGAAAAUCAUCACUCCCGUUAGAAUAAUAUUAAUAUGUACGUUUUCUCUUGGUUUUA
Juglans microcarpa x Juglans regia is the source of this 1606-nucleotide messenger RNA. Its product is annotated as CBL-interacting serine/threonine-protein kinase 7-like. Bases 69 to 1364 code for a protein of 431 amino acids. Gene Ontology annotation, biological process: signal transduction; protein phosphorylation. The record is from RefSeq and is a predicted model, not a curated record. Gene Ontology annotation, molecular function: ATP binding; protein kinase activity. The transcript has a single exon. Lineage: Eukaryota; Viridiplantae; Streptophyta; Magnoliopsida; Fagales; Juglandaceae.